This is a messenger RNA of Megalops cyprinoides (Indo-Pacific tarpon), 4980 nucleotides long. It is a transcript of the gene carmil2, whose product is annotated as capping protein regulator and myosin 1 linker 2. Gene Ontology annotation, cellular component: lamellipodium; plasma membrane. Gene Ontology annotation, molecular function: protein binding. The record is from RefSeq and is a predicted model, not a curated record. The transcript has 40 exons. NCBI's taxonomy places the organism in Eukaryota, Metazoa, Chordata, Actinopteri, Elopiformes, Megalopidae. The coding region runs from base 23 to 4882 and encodes 1619 amino acids. Gene Ontology annotation, biological process: regulation of Arp2/3 complex-mediated actin nucleation; cell migration.
CACUGAUCCCCGCGCCUCCGCCAUGGCCUCCGCCAGCGACAGCGUCUCCUACAGCCUCCAAGACAGCAUCGCUGAGCUGCUGAAGCCUCAGAGGGUUCUGUUCAUGAGGCAGGUCCAGCUGAACCAGUCCAAGACCCGCGCCGACAGCAGGCUGCUGGUUAUGACUCUAUGGAGAGCCUAUAUGAUUCACUGCAAGCAGCCGAUCAAGGUGGAAAGUUCCUUCAGCUAUUUAGAGAUCUAUGCCAUCAUCAUCGGCAACCUUAACCAGGUGGUGAUUGAGACGGACAGACAGAGUUACUCUCUCAGCCUGAUGUCUGUGGAGGACCUGGAGGCUGUGGUCAGCCAUGUGACUGCUUCUCUCAAGAAGAUCUUUCCCGAUUCCUCCCCAGGGAAGCUGCUGAAGAAGAUUCCGCCGGACCUGCAGGAGCGGCUGCAGAACCUGGCAGCCAGCGUGGAGGAGCGUCUCAACGGUACCCAGGGGCCCUGCGGAGGUUUCUCGGAGACGUACGCAGCGCUGUGUGACUUUAAUGAGUUCCCCUGCCGAGAGGAGAUCCAGUGGGAUGUGGAUAAUAUUUACCACAUUCAGAGCUGCCGGGAAUUUCACCUGCUGGACUUCAGCCACCUGGACAGCAGAGAUGUGGCACUGGCAGUGGCUGCUCUGUCCUUUAACCAGUGGUUCACUAAAAUCAGCAGCAAGGACUUCAGAGUGAGCCCGGAGGUGCAGGAGCAGGUGCUCUACAUGGUUAACCGGUCCCCCAAACUGGAGGAGGUGUGUCUGGAAGGCAGUGGGCUCAAAGCAGACUUUGCUGUGAGGAUGGCGUGUGCCCUCCGAGACCACACCUGCUCUGUCCUCCACACCAUCAACCUCUCAGCCAAUCAGAUCGAGGAUAAAGGUGUCAUUGCUCUCAGCCAGCAGCUAGAGAAACUGCCCAGUGGGCUCAGUCAGCUCUCCCUCUCCAAAAUAUCCCUCUCUCCUAGAGGCAUCUGCAGUCUGGCCCAGGCCUUCUCCCUGAACGAGUCCUUCUCCAGCUCCCUGCGUCACCUGGACCUGUCAGGUAACGCUGGCAGUCUGGCCACUGAGGAGGCAACGAACCUGUUUAAGUUCCUGUCCAGUGGAAAUGCUGUGUCCUAUCUGGACCUGAGUGGCACAGACUGCCCCUUGGACACUCUGUUUGUCUCGCUAUCAGCAGGAUGCUGCUCCAAACUGUCCUACCUCAACCUGUCCAGGAACACCUUUUCUCACAGGAAGGUGAGGGAGGUGACGCGCAGUGUAAAGGACUUCUUCAGUAAGAGCGCUGAGCUCAAGUACGUGGGGCUCUCUGGGACCAAGCUGCCCCCUGCGGCUCUCAGGUUGCUGCUUCAGGGUCUGGCAACAAACACUCGUCUGUCUGGACUGGAGCUGGACCUCAGCAGCUGUGAGCUCAGGUCAGCAGGAGCGCAGGUCAUUCAGGAGCACAUCUUCGAAGCCAAGGCCAUCAGCAGCCUGGACCUGUCAGACAACGGUUUGGAGAGUGACAUGGUCACCCUGGUACUUUCCAUUGGACGCAGUCAUUCCAUCCGACACCUGGCGCUGGGACGCAACUUUGCCAUGAAGUCCAGGGCUCUGACUGAUGUUCUGCAUCGCAUUGUCCAGCUCAUUCAGGAGGAAGAGUGUCCUUUGGAGUCCCUGUCUGUGAGUGACUCCAAGCUGAAGACGGGCACCACCAUCCUCAUCAACAGCUUGGGUAGCAACGCCAGCCUCACCAAGAUCGACAUCAGCGGCAACCUCAUUGGAGACACGGGUGCCAAAAUGCUGGCCAAGGCCCUGCUCAUCAACACCAAGCUCAGGACGUUGGUGUGGGAUAAGAACAAUGUGACAGCCAGUGGCUUCCUGGAUGUGGCCAGUGCUCUGGAGAAGAACUCUACUCUUCAGCACAUGUCCAUCCCUAUGAGUGAUGUGGCACAGGCGUACCGCAGCAGCCCAGAGAAGACCGAGGAGGCCCUUCAGAGGAUCCAGGCAUGCCUGGUGAGGAACAGCCAGUGUCAGGCAGGUGUGUCCGACCAGGUCCUACGCCUCCAGCAGGGCAUGAGGACCAGCCGCUCUGAGCAGCUGGUGCAGCGUCUCUGUCUGAAGGUACAGGAGAGCAUCAGGCCGCUGACCACCUGCAACGUACAGGAAGUGCAGAACGACAUCCUGUCUGCAGAGGAAGUGCUGCGCAAUGCCAGGGCGGCCGUCAGUCUUCUGCCGACUCUGUACGAUCUGGGCAGGGCGCCCUCUAGUGGCGAUGUGCUCCAGCACAUCCUGAAUGACGCCGCCAGGGUUGUGACCAAUGAAAUCACAGAGGAGAUCCAGGAGCUGGUGCAGACCAUGCUGCAGUCUGCGCAGACCGUCUGUCCCCGGGUCGUCCAGAGGUCAAGUGUCAGCGAGCAGCUGGCGGACUGCGUGGCCAAGAAGUCCAGACAGGCGGCCCACUUUGUGCAGGGGGCUCUGCUGCAACAGGCGGGGGAGCACAUCCGGAACAAACUGAGUGAGCUGAAACUGUCGGUCAGUGUCUGCCUGGCUGAGAGCAUCGUCGAUCACAUUCUACAGGACCUGUCUGUGUCUCAGCAGAAACUGGACAGACAUGUGAAAGACCACACCCAACCCCCGCCAGGCUCCUCCUCUGGGCCCAGAACCAACAUCCCGCAGCUGAGAGUGGUGGAGGUGGAAUUCCCUACGGACGAGUACGUUCCUGUUAUCUGGCGAAGCAGUUUCCACUCCAGGAGCAUCCGCCCUGCACCGUCCGUGAAGAGUCUCCUGGAUGUAGAUGCAGACCUUCAGCAGGCGAGUGAAAACAGGCAGCAGCAGGAAGUGGGCGGGGACUCGGCUCUGGGGGCAGGGAGGCGGGGCACGUGGUCCUCGCCGGCGCUGUCAGUCACGGCGGCCCAGCUGAAGCCCAGCCCCUCCCACCCGUCGGAGGAGGAUGCUGCUGCUCUUAGCAACAGUCAGCCCUGGCGCUCGGAGCCCGCAUCUCCUCAGCCCCCUAUGGACCUGCCUAUCGAAGGACAGAGGCUGAAGCACUACACCCACACCAGACCCAGGCCCAACCGCAGGAACAGGCAGCCGCCCAGCAAGCCGCAGGAGCAGGCCGCUGAGAACGAGAAUGAGGCGAAUGAGACCAUGGGGCGAGUGGAUGAAGGAGUAGAGGAGUUCUUCACCAAGAAGAUCAUCCCUGACAACCCCCUAAAGAGCCAGAGGGAGGAGCCCCCAGUAAAAGCACAGGCCGUUGAGCCAGCCAGCUCAGCGCCCUCUACUGGCCCCUCCAAAAACAUCAAGAAGAAAUUUGGGGACUUCUUCGCUUUCAAGAAGGUCCGGGCAGCACGGGGGUCAAAGGGCGAGGGGGGGCCAGAGGGGAAGAUCAAAAAGACUUCAAUCGCAGACCUGAUACGACCCCUGAGGGAGGCGAAGGAGCGGGAGAAAGAACGAGAGCGGGAGAGAGAGAGGGAAAGGGAGAGGGAGCGAGAGCGGGAGAGGGCAGAGGAGGAGAGCGCCGCCAGGGCAGUCACGGUCACAGCGGUGCCGGCAGCAGCAGACACAGCGCCCCCUGCUGCUCCGGCCCCCGCCCCGACCCCCACCCCUGCACCAGCCCCCGCCCCUGCCGUCACACCCGUGUCCCCCGCCGCAACCACCCCGCCCCCAGUGGUCACCACGCCCACGCCGGCCGUGCCCGGCCCCGCCCCCAGUCCCCCCCCCGCCCCCCCGCCUGUCGCUGAGCGAGAGAAGAGCCGCACGCCGGAUGGGGAGAGGAAGCUGGCCUCCCGACGCUCCCUUAGAGAGGGCAAGUCCCAGUCUCUCAUCCUCCUGACCGGCCUGGAGCCCGACGACGCCACCAGCCGCAGCAAGAAACACUUGAGUGAGAAGGGCUCGACCAAUGAGGGCCCCUCCAGCUUUGAGCAGCGUCUCCAUGUGAUGCUGCACCGCAUGGGCGUCACCAAGACCCUGCCGCCGGACACCAGGAGGGGCCAGAACAAGGAGGGAGAGCUACGAAAAGCCGACUCAGAAGGGACGAUCAUUGACAGUAAACCUGAACCCCCACCCACCUUCAUGAAACCCCGCACCAUGUCCACCUCAUCAGACAUGAGGAGGCCAAUCAGACCAGGAAUGACCGCACUGGAGUCUCUCAGAGCUGUUGAGUCAGCUGAAAGACCGGUACCCCCGGAACGCCCUGGCCCCCUCCCCCCAAAACCCCCGAUUAGGCCCCCCCUCUCCACCCCCGAGUCCCCCGCAGCGCCCCCGAGAACAGCACCCGCCCCCCCCAGCCAGCCCAGCCCAUCUCAUGAGGGCAAACCCGUGGAGGCCGAGCCCCCUCCACUGCAGCCGCGGGACCCCCCCAUCCCAUCCCCCCGAAAGGAGACACCCCCUGCCCCGUCUCCACGGCGAGGAGUCAAACUGGGAGACAGCAGAGAGCGGUCAGAAAGAGCACAGUCAGUCACUGAAGAAACCCUCCCAAAACCGCGCCCCCGCAUGAAGUCCUCGCCCCAACGGCGUGCUGUGUCCGUUCACGAGGAAUCGCUCCGAGAGCACACCGCGCUGGACCCCAAGGAGCUGAUGGCAGCGUUGCCACGGCUACAGAGGUCCCCGGUGCGGAAACGGCCCAACCUGGGAGACCUUCCGCCCUGCAGCGAGGACCAGCCUGAGGGAGAGGGGGCAGGUGAGACGAAGAAUGGUACGAGCCAGAACAGCGAAGAGCCAGCCAGCAGUCCAGCCUCAGAGAAGUGGGCGGGGCAAAGCCCGGAGGGUGGCGGAGAGGGAGAUACCACGGAGGAGGGGGGUGAGACGGUCUCACGGCAGCAGGUGCCGCAGGGAGCAGAACCAUCAGACCAAAGAACUGAACCCCCCCUCCCUCCAAAACACAUGAACUGACCAGGAGCAGAGUCUAUUUUCUACAGUGUCCCUUUGCAUUGCACGCCAGACUAUGUACAAACAAAAAAAAAAAUAAUAAUGAACAAAACCGAAAAAAA